AUGCCAGUCAUCACCGAAGAGGACAAAGACAAAUCUCAAGACAAAUCAAAAAGCAUUGUGAUUGAUUGCAAAGAUCAAGAUGAUGAUGACAUACCAGCCAAAGACAAAGACAGGACUGAUCAUGAUUCAGAGGCCAAGGAUUUCACAGUCUGUGAUCCAGACUACGAUGAAGAUGUGGAGGAUCAAAUCGACAAUCAAGAUCCCCUUAACCCUACGGAAACCUCUAGUCUUGAUGAUUUCAAGAACAACACCUUCAGGAAGCACGCGAAGGAGCUCAAUGAAUUGAUUAGUAAGGCUAAUUUUGAUUCACGACGCGUUGCUCAAUCUGCAGCGUGGAGAAGACAUUUUGCCAGAAAGGCAAAAAGUCUCAACCUGAAACUUUUACCUCUUAUACCGGGAUACAACACAACUCGUUGGAAUGCAGAAUUUGAUUCUCUUAAUUGGUUGGUGCAGGCAUGCAAGAUUGUAGCUGAUAUUGUUCUGCCCUUUACCAGUCCGUUUGAUAGCUAUCUAGGUGCACCUUUCUCUGUGCGGUCUGAUCGACCAUUGGCAAUCCUUUCAAGUCAUUUCAACCUGGAUGUAUGA
Melampsora larici-populina 98AG31 is the source of this 585-nucleotide messenger RNA. RefSeq lists its product as uncharacterized. Lineage: Eukaryota; Fungi; Basidiomycota; Pucciniomycetes; Pucciniales; Melampsoraceae. Bases 1 to 585 code for a protein of 194 amino acids. The record is from RefSeq and is a predicted model, not a curated record. The transcript is spliced from 3 exons.